AUGGAAUUGAGUGAAGAUAUAUUUUCCAAAAAAAUACUUGUUUGUCUCUCAAACAUUGAAGUCACCCACACAAAGCUGGUUGGUGGUAUCACCCGUGACUCACUGAAGUUGUCACCCGUGGUGCCAAGUCUGUCACUGGUAGGAUUUCUUCUGGGCUUCCAGUGCGGCUGGGGACCGCUAGCGAUGUUGGUGAGUACGGAGCUCUUUCCCCCUCAGCACAGAGGCACUGUGGGUGGUGCAGCUGUGGCGGUCAACUGGAUCACCUCCUUCGUCGUUACCCAGACCUUCCAACCUCUCGUCAACGCUCUCGGUGGCAGCACCUCCAACGAUGCCAAUGUUAGCGCCGGGAUUGGCGAGGUGAUUAUCUUUGUCUUCUACAGCGCCAUCACUACUUUCGCCACCAUCUGGCUCUAUCGUCGGCUGCCUGAGACCAAUAAAGUCUUUCUGCAGCCUGCUGCGAGUGUGUCUCUGCCGUAG
Messenger RNA from Echinococcus granulosus, 477 nucleotides. Its product is annotated as Solute carrier family 2, facilitated glucose transporter member 6. Bases 1 to 477 code for a protein of 158 amino acids. Lineage: Eukaryota; Metazoa; Platyhelminthes; Cestoda; Cyclophyllidea; Taeniidae. Gene Ontology annotation, biological process: transmembrane transport. Gene Ontology annotation, cellular component: membrane. Gene Ontology annotation, molecular function: transmembrane transporter activity. The transcript is spliced from 2 exons. The record is from RefSeq and is a predicted model, not a curated record.